AUGAUAUUACUGUUUAGACAAUUGUCGUUAUCAUCAGCUUAUAGUGACAAGUUAUGUAAGGCAUUGGCACCCAAUGGCAAGUAUCAGCCUAUCGGUGCCUAUCGUCGAUGGUUUCAAAACAGUCAUAUGGAAAGCCAAUACAAUGACAGCUAUUGGAUGUGGAACCGGGAAAAGGAAUGGCAGUUUAGGCUGACCUUUGAUAACAAUAACUGGCCGAUUGAUGUUGAAUUGGUUUCAAACAGUUUAGUCAAUAGUAUCAACACUAGUAUUGUCAAUAGGUUUGCACCCAAAUGGACGACUAAAUCAAAUGGAAAACAGUUUUAUGAAUCAUACUAUUGUGAGGUCUACUAUGAGUAUGAGCAAAACGAAACAGUAACUACUUAUUGUUUAAGACCACCGGCCGAUCAGCUUAGAAAAAAUGCCCAAUUCAUGGCUAAUUCACUGAUAAUUAGUCCAUUUCCCGAUAAGAAAACAAUUUAUACAAUUAUUGUCGACCGGGAAAAUGUUGUCCCCAAACACAUUAAGUAUUACUAUUUGGACAGCGAUCGGAUAUACAUUUAUGACCGGUGCCGUAGACAAGGCUGUCGAUUGCUGAAAAUAUUUCAAACACUCAAUCAAAUUAUGUUUAGGUUUGUCGACGCUAUUGUCGACUAUGAUUACGGUACCAAACGUCAGGGUUAUGUACUGUUUUUUACCUACAAUUCUCAGCCUUAUUACUGUUUUGCCACUUUGACUGAACUGUCCCGAGAGUGUAAAUCGUUUAAUAUGUUAAAACGUUUGGCCUCUUAUUGUACUAAUAUAUGGUUAUCCAAUGCCAGUAACACCACUACUACUACUGUCUCCAUCAGCAGUACAGUCCUAUCGACAUCCAGUGCUGAAUCAACUAAUUGGACGACUAGUGAUACAACAAUAACAACAACACUAGUAGUCGACGACAAUAAUGACACAAAUACUAACAGAUCGUCAACUUAUUUAUGGUUUUAUGUCAUUAUAAUUGUCAUUUAUGAACCGCCAAAACCUAGCGAUGAUAACAAAUUGGACAAAAUUCAAUCGAGAGUUCCGUCAGAAAUUCGGGCCAAAGUCGGCCAAAUGGACACCGAUUGGUCACUACAUGUGGAUAACAUAUCGACUGAAUCUAUAAAAUCAAAAAUGUCAUAA
Oppia nitens is the source of this 1158-nucleotide messenger RNA. RefSeq lists its product as uncharacterized. The record is from RefSeq and is a predicted model, not a curated record. The transcript has 6 exons. Bases 1 to 1158 code for a protein of 385 amino acids. Lineage: Eukaryota; Metazoa; Arthropoda; Arachnida; Sarcoptiformes; Oppiidae.